Molecule: messenger RNA, 1464 nt
Organism: Microsporum canis CBS 113480
Lineage: Eukaryota; Fungi; Ascomycota; Eurotiomycetes; Onygenales; Arthrodermataceae
Product: flavin-containing monooxygenase 2
Exons: 5
Coding region: 1-1464 (487 amino acids)
Molecular function (GO): N,N-dimethylaniline monooxygenase activity; flavin adenine dinucleotide binding; NADP binding
Source: RefSeq, a predicted model, not a curated record
AUGUCUGAGAAAGCACCGACGGUUGCUGUCCUUGGCUUAGGGGCGCUCGGCCUUGUGUCGACAAAGAAUAUGCUGGAAGAAGGGUUUAAUAUAACUGGAUUUGACCGAAAUUCAUAUGUCGGUGGCCUCUGGCAAUAUAAUGAGGGAAACGAUAAUAUCUCCGUAUUACCAAGUCAGUUUCUACCUUUAUCUAUGCUGAGCGAACUGUCAGGACUGAUCUGGACUUUAUCGAUUAGGCACUGUGACGAAUGGAUCCAAGCAUCGUGUGGGUUGUCUGCCGGGUGUCUCGAAACCCUGGUCAAGCUAGAAAAAUGGUUUACUGAUCAGACGUGUGAUAUUAGGGAUCAUUCACUGAUUUCCCUUUCCCCGAUGUGGGUAGAUACUCCGGAUUUCCCAACUGCUAACCAUAUGGCCAAGUACCUGGUUUCCUACGCUGAACAUUUCCGUCUAAUGCCACACGUUUGUCUAAAUACAACUAUCCACCGUGUGGAAUGGAGUGAGACUAAGCGUAAGUGGGAAAUUGAAGUCUCCUCUACUGGGAAUGAGGACCAACGGACGGUGCGGGAGUUCGACAAAGUCAUCCAUGCUCUGGGCCCUGACCAGGUCCCUAACAUUCCUCAGGUUCCAGGGAUCGAGAAAUUUGCAGGAACUGUGAUCCACUCCGUCAGCUUCAAAAAACCUGAUUUCUGGGCUGGCAAACGAGUUUUGGUCGUUGGAUUCGGAAACACUUCUGCCGAUAUUUCAGGCCUUUUGGCGGAUAUUGCUGAAAAGGUGUAUGUAUCGCACCGCCACGGUGCCAUAGUGCUACCGCGAUGGGUUGAUGGUAAGCCAGUUGACCAUGUCCGCACCUAUCGCAAAGGCUGGAUGCUGGGUAUGAUGUCCCGAUACACCCCCGCUCUGUGGAAAAAGUUGAUGGACGGUGUCAUCCUCGCCUUACGCAAUCGCCUCUAUGAUCUGAAGCCUGAAUGGAGGUUGGAUCCAGCUCCGUCAUUCAGCCAGCAACGGCCGAUCGUCAGUGACAACCUGAUUGACAACCUAUCCAGCGGCCGAGUCAUCUCCCUGCCUCCGAUCCGUCGGGUUUGUGACGGCACGGCAGUUGAGAUGACCGAUGGCACGAUUGUGCAAGUGGACUCCAUCAUUUGGUGCACUGGGUAUACAGUCGACUACUCGCUGCUUGGGAAGAGUGAUCCGACUAUCUAUGACCCCAAAGACAGCUGUGAGGUGGCUAAUGGCCGGAAGAUGCCACGUCUUUACCAGAACGUUAUAUCGCUUCAGCAUCCGGACUCGCUCGCUUUUAUGGGCAAUCUGUCAUUCAUGAACCCUGCGUUUCUCAUGUUCGACCUGGCCAGCAUGGCUGUUGCGCAGAUCUGGAAAGGGACUUCUCGGCUUCCUUCGAAGGCAGAGAUGAACCGGCAGGUAGACGAACAAUUUAGGUGGAUUGCCAACCUAUCGAACAACGAGUGA